AUGAUAGCUGUGGUGAGAAGGAGACUGGAAACUCAUAUGAAACCUAAUUUUAUAAACUUUCUUGGCAUCCAAAACGACGCAAAAUUCUUCGUUGGCCCACCGCCUGGCCGUGUUGGUCCAACUAAUGCAAUGGGCAGCCUGACGUCUGAAUGCCAGAAAGAGGAUGCAGCUUUGGAGUAUGUCUACUGCAGAGGUGCUGUCACUGAGUUGCUUAAAUACGGGCAGAGAGACCUGCACACAGCUACCAAAAACUCUAAUUCACCCCAAGUACUCAUCCUCAUUAUCCCAGGCAACCCUGGCGUAGUGGGAUUUUAUAAGACCUUCAUGUGGACAUUGUAUCAGGCAUUCCACCAACGAUUCCCAGUCUGGACCGUGAGUCACGCUGGACACUGUGCACCUCCAGACACAAUGGAUAUGGUUGAAGAUGCUCCGGUGGCCGAGUCAGAGGAUGUGUUUGGCUUGAACGGGCAGAUUGAGCACAAACUGAGCUUCGUCUUAAAACAUGUGCCACGAGACACACACCUCGUCCUGAUUGGUCACUCAAUCGGCUGCUACAUCAUUCUGGAGAUGAUGAAGAGAGACCCAGAGUUAAAGGUGGUGAAGUCCGUGCUGCUGUUCCCCACUAUUGAGCGCAUGGCCUCUAGUCCGCAGGGCAAGGUCAUGACUCCUGUGCUGUGCCACCUGCGCUACGUUGUCUACUUGCCCAUCUUCCUGCUCUCUCUCCUACCUGAGAGGCUGAAGGCUGGCAUGGUGCAGCUGGUACUGAGGAACAUGCGUUCACUAGACACAUCCUGCGUCCCAGCCACCCUCAGCUUGAUCAAUGUGGACUGUGCUGCUAAUGCUAUGUAUAUGGGGAGUCAAGAAAUGAGGAUGGUGCUAGAUCGAGAUAACUUGACCAUACAGCAACAUCUUGACAAGCUUGUUUUUUACUACGGAGCCACAGACCACUGGUGCCCUGUGCAGUACUACCAAGAUAUCCGAAGAGACUUUCCUGAUGGAGACAUUCGUUUGUGUGAGCGCGGUCUACGCCAUGCAUUUGUCCUGGAUGCGGGUGAAGAGAUGGCCAACAUGAUCACAGAGUGGAUCCGUGAUGACCUAAGAGGAUUAUAGUACUACUAGUUUCAAGGCAAACCUGACCACUGACCUACACAGGCCCUGUGUUCCAGUGCAGUUCACAGUGACUUACGAGGAACAGAGUAUCAAAGACCUUUUAAAGGCCUUUAUUUUGGUGUUGAAACCCAAUGCUUCUCAAUGAACACUUGAAAAUGCCCAGAUCCUCAAAUUUGCUUCUUAAAAUAAGAAUUUUUAAAUAAGUGGCUACUCUACCCUUAACAUAUUAGUACUAUCUUUAGAAAUGUGAUUCCUAUGCCUCUCACUGCUUGUUCUAUUAAGAUUUCCAAUUAACUUUAGUUUCUUCCUAACCCCUGGCCCUGUUUUUUUUUGUUUUGUUUUUUUUUCAGUGAUUGGAUUUUGUCUUUAAUAGUUAAGAAAUAAUAUUUACUGUGACCACCAUAAUAGCAUGAAUUAGAGUAAGUCAAUAAGCACACACUUGAUGUUUUGAGACCAAAGUUUUCCUAUAUUGUGUAAAACUGAUUAAAAGAUGAAAGGACAUUUUUAAAAAAAAACAUGAUAUGUCAUUGCAACAAAGCACAGACAUCCAUAGACUCAAAUCUUGUAUUUUGUCUUGUAUUGUGUAUUGUAUGGAUGCAUUACUGUGCAAAAAAAGUAAUUUAACAUUAAUGGUUGAACUAGUGGUUUCAACUAGUAAUAAAUUAUUCUAAAAUAAUAUUGUUCAAGCUUGUACAACAUUUGUCAUGCUAUUCUGUUUAUAAAUACUUUCAAAAUAUUCUGAAGGACGGUUAUAAAACACCUGUUUAAAAAGUGAUGUGGAAAAUUUUUUAUAAAGUAAUGCUGACUAUUACAGUGAUUUAUUCAACUAUAAAUAUGUUGCACGCAUGUGUUUUCCAUCUCCAGUGAAAACAUAGAUCAUAAGAAGACCUUAAAUGGGGAUUUGAUUUGUUUUUUGGUCAAAAAAUAGCAUUUUGGCAUGGUGGCAAGAAAGCAGAAUAAGUGCGUACUGGCAGGAGUCAAAUACUACAGGCCCUACAACAGAAAAUUAGAGCUUUUGAGAACACAGAAAUGAAUUUCAUGGGUCCCAUGCACUUUUCAGUGCACUGAAUUCUCAUUCGGUCUAUCUGCAGGAGUCACCAUAUGGACAGUGCUUAGCAACAUCAGGCUUGUCAUUCUGCCUUGGUUAUACUGUAUUUACAUGCACAACAUACCGAGACUAUGGAACAGUGUUGUGCCUGAAAAGCUGUUAUUCUCUUAUACUGAUAAUCAUGUGAACAAAACAGGGCUAAGCUUUAAGAAAAACCUUGUUGCACAGUUUUCACUGGUUAAACAUGCAGGUGUCCCUCAAUAACCCACAAAUCCAGAACAGUAGGAAGUAACAUAAACCAGUCAGUCAUAACAAACAUCAUAAAUCACAUUGUUUUGCUUUGUUUUGGGUAUGACUAUAUUCCUGUCUAUAGCAAUAGAUAAAUCCUUUGGAUUUCAACAUUAUCAUCCCCGAACCAGAUGGUUUUGUGUCAUUUUGACACCAGAUAUACUGUAAGUAUUAGUGAUUUCAUGAUUCAUAAUUAAACUUCACAUUCAAGCAUGUCCCAUAGGUAUCAUACUAGUGAACAAUAUCUUGUGUUGGUGAAAAGCUGAACAAAUGUAGAGUAAAACAUCUCCAGCUGAUCCGGUCUGUUGGACAUCCCAUAGGAAAUGUAAACCCUCAACAUGUAAACCCAGGCCUCUUUAAUCUCCCUCUUCUGCCUGUUCAGAAAAGAAUGACAAAGCCCCUUAAUUUGCUUAUCCUUGAUUUAAACCAGGAGGCAGGGCUAGUUCAUAGAAGGAAAUUGAGUAAUCCUGUCCGGGUGGAUUGAAUUGUGGCAAAGCAAACAAGCUUUACUGUUUUACAUUUUCAAAGUGGUUUGGGUUUUUUUUUUUUUUUGUGGCAAUGAAGUAUCGACCCAGAUAUAUACAUGCUUUUUCCUGCCAAAGAUCAUCUGUAACGGAUCAAGUUUGUUCCAUUGGUCUUUGUUAGGUAUUGUUUUGACAUAGUAAUAGUUACUCUUUUCCCCCCUUUCAGUUUUUGUACCAGUGUAGCUUUAUCUAAUCAACCUUGAUCUAUAAGUGUUUGCACUGUAAUAGCGGGCUGUCUUUUCUAGGAAAUCAUUCUCACAUUUUUGAGAUAUGUUGUAUGGUAAUUAUAGGGUGCAUCAAAUGAAAACCAUCAAUUAGAAUUGAAUUUUUAAAAAAAUUUCAAGAGGAACCUGGACACUUGUUAAGUACUGGAACACUUGUGUUGAACAAAAUGGUGAUUGUGUAGGAAAAUGAUACACUUUGGUGACACUGAUUCACAGUAAACAAUGCAAAAUAAACUAAUUAAGGUUUUCAUUUGA
This is a messenger RNA of Ictalurus furcatus (blue catfish), 3449 nucleotides long. RefSeq names its product lipid droplet associated hydrolase (gene ldah). Gene Ontology annotation, cellular component: lipid droplet. The record is from RefSeq and is a predicted model, not a curated record. Bases 1 to 1110 code for a protein of 369 amino acids. Lineage: Eukaryota; Metazoa; Chordata; Actinopteri; Siluriformes; Ictaluridae. Gene Ontology annotation, biological process: lipid storage. The transcript has 7 exons. Gene Ontology annotation, molecular function: lipase activity.